Messenger RNA from Brassica oleracea var. oleracea, 1856 nucleotides. RefSeq names its product cyclin-dependent kinase F-4. Lineage: Eukaryota; Viridiplantae; Streptophyta; Magnoliopsida; Brassicales; Brassicaceae. Gene Ontology annotation, biological process: intracellular signal transduction; protein phosphorylation. The transcript has 11 exons. Bases 231 to 1547 code for a protein of 438 amino acids. The record is from RefSeq and is a predicted model, not a curated record. Gene Ontology annotation, cellular component: cytoplasm; nucleus. Gene Ontology annotation, molecular function: protein serine/threonine kinase activity; ATP binding.
GUUCUUCAUUGUGUCUUUCAGUUCUCAACAUGUUUUGUCUUCUUCUCUUGGUGUCUUUCUUUUGCCUUGAUGGUAAACCAAUUGGUUUUCAUAAGUAAAUAACGGCCAGCCUACCCUGCGGGAGAAUCUUCGAGCUUCGCUGGCAUACGAACAAGUGGAAGAUUUUAGUUACAGAAACAUUUCAGUUCUCUAGAGACAAAAACCAAAGGAGAUACUUUACUGUAGGGGAGAUGGAGAGGUAUAAUUUAAUCAAAGAAGUUGGUGAUGGAACUUUUGGGAAUGUUUGGCGAGCUGUCAAUAAACAGACGGGUGAAGUUGUUGCGAUUAAAAAGAUGAAGAAGAAGUAUUACUCUUGGGAAGAAUGUAUUAAUCUGAGAGAAGUGAAGUCGCUUAGCAGAAUGAACCAUCCAAACAUUGUGAAGCUGAAGGAAGUCAUCCGGGAAAAUGAUAUUCUUUACUUUGUUUUCGAGUACAUGGAUUGCAAUCUUUACCAGCUUAUGAAGGAUCGCCCUAAGCUCUUUGCAGAAUCUGAUAUCCGAAAUUGGUGCUUUCAAGUCUUUCAAGGUCUUUGUUACAUGCAUCAGCGUGGAUACUUCCACCGAGAUCUUAAGCCAGAGAAUCUAUUAGUCUCUAAAGAUGUUAUAAAGAUUGCUGAUCUUGGCCUGGCCCGGGAGAUUAACUCAAGUCCACCUUAUACAGAGUAUGUCUCUACACGCUGGUAUAGGGCACCUGAAGUACUGCUACGGUCAUAUGUAUACACGUCAAAAGUUGAUAUGUGGGCAAUGGGCGCUAUUCUGGCUGAGCUGUUGUCUCUUCGCCCUCUUUUUCCUGGAGCUAGUGAAGCAGAUGAGAUAUAUAAAAUCUGCAGUGUGAUAGGCAGCCCAACUGAAGAGACAUGGUUGAAGGGGCUUAAUCUUGCUAGCGUUAUCAAUUACCAAUUCCCUCAGCUUCCUGGUGUACACCUUUCAAACUUGAUGCCGUAUGCUAGUGCAGAGGCGGUUAACCUUGUUGAGCGCCUCUGCUCGUGGGAUCCCAGCAAUAGGCCGACGGCUGCAGAGGCUUUGCAGCAUCCGUUCUUCCAUAGUUGUUACUAUGUUCCACCAUCUCUCCGUUCCAAACAGUCUGUUGGACAGAGAGGGCCUCUUGAGCAUCAGCAGCAAUCCCUCAAGACCAAUAAUAAGGCGCCAUUCAACAGUUAUGCUACUUCAAAGGUGAACGCUCCUCCAUUUGGUGCUUGUCAGACCCAGCGGAAGCUGGAGAUGUCUAAUAAGAUUAACCAGGACACAACAUGGAACAAGAAAGCUGUCGGAAGUUAUCAUGUCAGAGAUGCUAGGUAUAUACCACCGCCUGGAAGGAAGAGUCCUUCAUCGAUGAACAAGAAUUGGGUCUUUCCUCGUGGGCCAUCAGAGACUGCAGUGGCAAAUGCAGCGGUGGUUGGUGGAAGAUGGAGGCCGGCGAUGAAGGCAGGGUGGGUGGGAGAAAGUGGUGACAUGUUCCUCAGACCUAUACAGCCUCCAAAUCCCUACUCUAGGAGAAUCGCUGGUUAAAACCGAAAAGAUGACUCACUCUUUUAAGUUAUCAUCAUCUUCUACUACCCGAGGGUCCAUGAUCAUUUCAAGACACAGCUAUGUUUGAUUUCCUUUUCUAAAAACUCUCUUGCUUGUGCAUGGAGCUUCUUCUUGAGCCUGUACUGGUUUUAAUGUUUCGGUCAUGGUUUUGCUCUGUAUAUUUUCUUUUCUUUUCGCAACAAAGCUCACAGACGUUGGACCAAACCCUGUUUUCAUCAACUUCGAUGGACAGUAAAUGUAAUCUCGACUCGGCCAUGUAUAUAAACGUUUUGCAACAUGUGACUUGAA